AAUAGCACACGGAUGGGAGAGCAAAUCAUCAUCAAAAACCGCAAGUAACUCGGUAUAAGUCGAACUUUUCGACCACCGGCAUUCUCCAUUUUUCUAUACAAAGUGAAGUUUGUGCGAUCCGCAGCCAUCUUGCGGAACUUCGGAGCGGUUACUUGUCAUCUGUCAUUGGUGUCAUAUGUCACAUUGACAUUGACGUUCCAGACCAAAACAAAGUUUAUUAGUGUCUCGUGCGUUGUUUUUCAAGUGUUUGUGCAUUAAUUAUCAGUGAAAAAUGUCUACCGAAACGGAAACUUUAAAAAAACUACGAGUAAAGAGGUCUCAGUGUAAGGGAACAAUCAAUAGAAUUGAGAAUUUUGUAAAAGACCCCGUAAGUUUAGCUGCCGCGAGCGCCGACAUUCUUGAGGCGCGCAAGGAAAAGUUAAUUUCAACACUCAAAGAUUAUGAGAAGGUCCAGAUGGACAUACUAGGCAUCGAUGAAGGAGACAGCGAACAGGGCCACAACACAUUGCUGCACCAGGAGCGCAAUGUAAGUGUGGACAAGCCCACAAUUGUUGAUGUCAGCGCGCACCCACCAUCACCAGAUGCUGGACACCACUGCGUGUUUAAUCCCUCGAGUCGCACCUCACACCAUCGUGUGGUCUUUGACGGGUCGAUGAGAUCUAGAAAUGGGACAUCGUUGAAUCAAGUCAUGCUGAAUGGGCCUGUUGUACAGAGUGAGCUUUUUGAUAUUCUUAUUUUGUUCAGGACUUAUCCAUAUAUUUUAACAUGUGACAUUCAAAAAAUGUUUCGCAAUGUUUUUAUAAAUGAACAUCAACGCGGACUUCAAAACAUUUUAUGGCGCGAUUCGCCUAAAGACCCUAUCAACUGCUUGCAGCUCCAGACUGUUACAUACGGCUUGAAAUCAAGCACAUUUUUAGCUACAAGAGUUCUCAAUGAACUAGCAAAUAUGCAUAAGGAUCAGUUCCCUUUGGCCGCACAGGCAAUUUAUAAAAAUACAUUUGUUGAUGAUGUGCUGACUGGUGCUGAUGAUGUAGAGACGCUUCAGGAGCUGAAAAAUCAAAUUGUAGAGCUUCUAAAAUUAGGUAGUUUCUCAUUACAUAAAUGGUGCUCGAACGAUUCUUCACUAAUAGCUGAUAUACCAGUUGAGCACAGACAAAUUGACAGUGUGGAGAUCGGUCAAAAUGACACUGUGAAGACUCUAGGUCUCACACUCCAAAUUAAUUCUGAUAAAUUGACUUUCUCUUGCCCUGCAAUUGAUGAAGCAACAAUGCUCAACACAAAAAGAAAAAUUCUCAGUUUUAUAGGGAAAAUGUUUGACCCACUUGGUUUAAUAGGCCCAGUAAUUGUGGUGGCCAAGUUAUUCAUGCAAGAACUCCAUAGCUCUUUGCCUAAAGAUUGGGACUCUACAAUCCCAAACGAACUGUUUCAGCACUGGUCUAAGUUUCUGAACAAUUUAAAACAAAUGGGUCAAAUUAAAAUAGAUAGAUGUGUAAAUUUUAACUUAGUAUCUCAUGUAGAGUUAAUAGGAUAUGCCGAUGCAUCCAUAAAAGCCUUCGGAGGCUGUCUCUACCUAAGAGUCUUUAUGACUGACGGCUCAACUCGCAUGAGACAGUCAGUGCACCUUCUGAAAAUGUAA
Messenger RNA from Leguminivora glycinivorella, 1636 nucleotides. RefSeq lists its product as uncharacterized. Lineage: Eukaryota; Metazoa; Arthropoda; Insecta; Lepidoptera; Tortricidae. The coding region runs from base 272 to 1636 and encodes 454 amino acids. The transcript is spliced from 5 exons. The record is from RefSeq and is a predicted model, not a curated record.